Cucurbitaria berberidis CBS 394.84 is the source of this 393-nucleotide messenger RNA. RefSeq lists its product as uncharacterized. The transcript is spliced from 2 exons. Bases 1 to 393 code for a protein of 130 amino acids. The record is from RefSeq and is a predicted model, not a curated record. NCBI's taxonomy places the organism in Eukaryota, Fungi, Ascomycota, Dothideomycetes, Pleosporales, Cucurbitariaceae.
AUGAGAUUGUCGACCUUCUCCCUCAGUGCGGUGCUCCUCGCCAUUGGCACUGCGUCAGCCCAAAAUGCCACGGUCACUGCAAACUCCACGGCCACCCCAACUACAACUAUAACCGUGGCCCCUGGCUGCCCCUCUGCCACACCGGCAGAUGUAAUGGUCAACCGUUCUGCCGUCGCAGUCCCCUCAUGCGACGCCGGUAACGCAACGAAGCCAGUCAUUGUCAGCAGCGCAGGGUCUGGCUCGAAUACGACGACUCCUACUGGAGCUGGAGCUGGAGGUGCAAGCGCGACCGGUACAGGCAGCCCAUCGCAGUUCACUGGCGCAGCUGGCAAAGUCGCCAGCCAAGGAGCGAUUGUGGUCAUCGGAGGCGUCAUCGCUGGGCUCAUGUUGUAA